This is a messenger RNA of Effrenium voratum, 1835 nucleotides long. The record is from the annotation of a GenBank genome assembly. NCBI's taxonomy places the organism in Eukaryota, Dinophyceae, Suessiales, Symbiodiniaceae.
UCAUGGCUUAAGAGGGACAAGAAGGCUCCAAGAUGCGGCGAUGCCAGGCCAAACUCUGGCUCUGGUCAUCCAGUCCAGCCCUGCUGCCAUCAAGAUUUGGGAUGUCAGUAGGGAGAAGUCCUUGGAUGAAGUGUGUCAAAGCCAGGGAAGCCACGUGUGGGCAAAGGCGGCACUGGCGGACUUCGAUGCCAAGCGCGCCCUGAUUUGUACACGCCAAUCCUUCUUGGAGCUCUGGGACUUGAGACAGCUGGCCGGUCCCGUGGCCGUCAGCGGCCGUGAUGUGGGCGGAAGCCCGCAGGCGCUGCGCUACGCUGCCGGAGAGCAUGGGCCAUUGGCGUUGUCCGCUUCUCCGGACGGCGUUUUGCACGUAGUAAACCUGGAGAGCCAGUCUGGACGGCUCAAUGUGUCCAGAACGUUGCCGGGGCACCGCGAAGAAGUGGUAUGGGCUUCAGUAGACUGGGGAGCUUCUGAUCGCCGGUGCAUCAAGGCAGCAACCAUCUCCCUGGACCAGGAUGUUUUGUUGUGGGAAGUGCCAUGGUCAUCACUACAGGCAACUGAGAGCCUUCGCUCGAAAAAAGGUGGACGGGCGGCCAAUGCAGAUGCAGGCAAUUCUGGCUGGAAAGUAAGACAGCUUGGCACGAAACAUGCCUAUCGGACACGUGUGGUUGCGCAUGACGCAGCGUCCCAGUCCGAUGGAGUUUCAGCAUUGACUGGCUCUUCGUGCGGCAACAUAUAUGCUUGGAAGGUGACUGCAGAUCCUGUGGGUGUUGUGGCCGGACAGCUCACCGCGCAUACGGACCAAAUCUCCACGCUGUCGGUGGACUGGAAGCAAGGUAUGGCUGUGAGCGGUUCUUGCGACGCCACCAUGCGGAUUUGGAAUGUGCGGCUGCAGACAUGCGAAGGAAUCCUGCCUCAUCCGGGUUCAGUUCGGACCGCUAUUGUGGACUGGGCAAAUCAACGGGCAGUCAGCACGUCAACAGACGAUGCGGCUCGAGUUUGGGACUUGGAGGUGAUAGAGAGUGAAAUGAGGCCGCACGCUAUUCUGCGCACACAAGACGGAGUCAUUCGAGAAGCAAUCGCAUCUUUCUCCACAGGUUGUGCAGCAUUUGUUGCGCGUUGCGGCAACGCAGAGUUUUGGGAUUUGGAGUCGCAGGUUUGCACCGCCAGGCUUCAAAGCCAUCCGGGUACAUUGUAUUCAUUUCACCUCGGUGCUCCCGAUGUGCAACAAGCAACUGCAGAGGAGCCAGGCGAUCGUCGCCCUUCCCAGCAUCGCAGGGAUGAUACUUGUGGGGAGUUGCAAGCCGACUGGCCAACGAUUACACCAGCUCAGGCUAUUUCUUGUGGGAAAGGCUGGUGUCGAUCAGUGCUGUGAUAUGACUGAAUUGAAGCAUGGCCGAACUGACGCAUAUGGAAGCUUUCAAUUUCCGGAAGCCUCAAGUCGCAAUUGGAUGGGGCCAAUCCCUCCCAGCAUCGAGUCAAAUGUUGGCUUCCAGUCUGCAAAAUGGUAGCAGCUUCUCUUCGGCGACUACGCAUGUGCUGCGAGAUGUGCUCUCCGUUUGCUUUUCCGAGUCUGCAGGUCUUAGCGAGGGCUCCUGGCGGGCCCAGCCCAGCGGAGGUGAAGCCCGGCGGAGGUGGAGCCCGGCGGAGGUGGAGCCGAGCUGCAUGAUCAUUCGGAAGACAUGCUGAUCACGCCUUGGAUGAUGCGAACUUGGUGAGAAGGCAAGGCAGGUCCAGCUUGUUCUAGCUCUGUACAUGUAGUCAUGCAAUUCUUUGCAGCACUAUUUCUCACUGUUUGCUACAGAAGCUGGAAGGAUGCGAGCGUUGGCAAAAACACG